CCUCGUUCAGUGGCGGGUUUUCGGCUGCCUGGCCGUCUUUGCCCCAAUUGCAGGAGCGGAGGGGAGAGUGCGAUCUCGGGCGCGUGGCGGGUUUUGUCAGCUGAAGCUGUGUCAUCUUUUCCCGCCGGAACGGACAAGGAGACGGAGAUGGCGGGAAGCACCAAAAUCACUGCUUCACAGGUCACCAUCAGAUCUGAGGCCGGACUAUCCCUACACAACUGUGAUAGGUCGUUUUGCUGAUCUACUGAAUGAAGCAUUGACCUGCUGCAUCUCUGGUGCGCCCCUCCUGCGCGCCUUCCACGCUCCUUUCCCGGCCCCGUUGAACGCUCGCUUGAAGUGGCGGAUUACGGUGGGUUAGCGGAAAGUGGGAGUGGCGUGCACUGGCAGAGAGUGACGGAAAUACAGACAAAAGCAGCGGAGCGACGUACACAUGGAAAGCAAAGCAGAGCAGUGCAUAGUGCAUAUGUGCAAAGCGGAGGAGAGUGUAAGUGCAGUAUCAAUGGCGAUAUAAUCUGGCGGUGUUGGUAUUGUUAAUAAUCGUGUUGACUGAUUGGUUCCGUCUCGAUGUGAUGAGUUCCCGAGGUCGGCGGUUCAAGUAGCUCUCUACCCAUACUGCAUGAGAAACGGACAGCAGGAAGAAACGAAGGGCGUGGGGGGCAUUUCACUUGUAUACCUGUGUCAUCACCGGGUUGGGGACAGGCAAGAGGGAAGGACAUCUUCGUCGUCUCAGGAAUCAAAUACAUACGUUUGGCGUCGACGACUAUCAAGCAGCUAUGGCCGUUCCAUCGACCUCGGAGAGAAACGAUGGGCGAGGAGAUACAGCAGCCAUAGCUGUGAACUCAUUGGAAUUCAGUUACCCCAGCGAGCCGCCGCUGCUGUCAGAUUUCACUCUGCGAUUGGAGCCGGGUAGUCGAUGUCUCCUUAUCGGAGCGAACGGCGCAGGAAAGACGACAAUCUUGCGGAUUUUGGCGGGAAAGCACAUGGUUGGUGGGACGGAUGUUGUCCAAAUUCUGUCGAGGCCUGCUUUUCACGACACAUCACUGGUUUGUGAUGGGACUCUUUCCUACCUCGGUGGAUCAUGGUCGAAAACCAUUGGAGGCGCGGGUGAUAUUCCGUUGCAAGGUGAUUUUUCGGCAGAGCACAUGAUAUUUGGAGUCAAUGGUAUCGACCCAGAAAGAAGAGAUCGUUUGAUCGACUUGCUCGAUAUCGACUUGGAGUGGCGAAUGCACAAAGUCUCUGAUGGCCAGCGACGACGCGUUCAAAUUUGUAUGGGACUGCUGCGGCCUUAUAAGGUGCUUCUCCUCGAUGAAAUCACAGUCGAUCUGGACGUUGUUGCACGGAUGGAUCUGCUUCAAUUUUUCGUCGAGGAGUGUGAACAGAGAGGCUGUGCGAUUCUGUAUGCUACCCACAUAUUUGAUGGACUUGACACAUGGGCUACACAUGUGGCGUAUGUCGCAUUCGGGCGUCUCGAGAAAGGCUUAAAGGUGACCGAGCUCGAGGGGCUGCACCAGCCCGGGGGAGCAGACAACCUGCUUGAAAUGGUUGAACCAUGGCUGCGGAAAGAGCGUGARCUGCGACCAAAGAAAGCAGAAGAGUACAAGAAGAAGCAAGAGGAGAAGAAGCGUCUUGAGAAAUCRUCUCCAAGCAAAGCAGCUCAGGAUCGGUUCCCAUCUACCCCGGCGUCCCGUCAAGGAGAGUCGUUAUGGGGUGCAGGAAGACACAUGGCCUUCUAUCGAUGACAAUGGAAGAACACUAAGCCAUCUCCUCUUCUAAUCCAGUUAUUCCUGAGAAGAUUGGGGAGCACACUGACAUCCACUAUUUCAUAGCAGCCGUGCAAUGCGCGGUAAGGUGCGCAGGCAGCCUAACGAUGAAACGCAGGGAACAGCAUUCUUUGCCUGUGGAUGUCUGUGGGGAUCAUUGUGACCUUGUGGGAUGCAUGUCCACUCCUUGCUGGAUACAGCCCCAUGUUUUGUUGUGAUUCUCUCCUCUUAGGGUUUGCUAAACCACCGGCAGUACUUGGCCCAGCUAUUGGCCAUUCGCAGCCAUACCUGGCUGCGUUUAGGGGGGUUGCGACUUUCUGCACAUUUCCGCAAAAAAACGUCCAGAUUCGGGCGCCGAGGAAACUUUCCUUUUCGAGACAUAUGUUUGUGAACCGAAUUGUGGUCAUGUUUGUGGAGAUGUGACAUAAGUUUGUGAACCGAAUUGUGGCCAUGUUUGUGGAGAUGUGCAUGGAAAAAAAAAAACGAACAGCCGUGGGGUGUUCUUGUUUUUUUUUUUUUUCGUUUUGAACGGAAUUGUGGCCAUGUUUGUGGAGAUGUGCAUGAAAAGA
Chara braunii is the source of this 2329-nucleotide messenger RNA. The record is from the annotation of a GenBank genome assembly. Lineage: Eukaryota; Viridiplantae; Streptophyta; Charophyceae; Charales; Characeae.